GCCAAGGCGCCCCUCCCUCGCCGCCGCUACGUCCACCCGACGCUAGCGUCGCGUCGCACCAUGCCCACCUGUGCAGCCCACCAGCUCAACCCAACCCACAGCGACAAUUGAUUUUGCCGUGUCUCGCAAAGAGUGGCGGCCUGAAGAAAACGCCUGCCAUCCGCCGUUGGCCAACAACACCGGAUUCUUUGCCUGCUUUUGCGCCUUUCUUUGCCAGCGCAGGCCGCACAUAUUGCUCCCGACGCCAACCAGCGCCCCUCGUUGAACCUCCCGCCUCUUCAGCCGCCUCGCACCCCAGCCUUGCGACUACCGCUGUCCGUCCGUGGCCCUGCCCAACUCACUGCCGUCGGCACUUCUCGCCCCUCGGUUCGCCAUCGCUGCCCUCAAUCAUUCGACACACCCCUGAGCCAGCGCCCGUCGAAAUCGCAUCAGCCAACCGCUUCCGAACGACCCUCCCGCGAAAGCCGAGCCGGGCCCAGAAAUACACACCGCAAAUACACCUCCCCAAGCCCACCGCGAGCCAUUGCCACGACCGGCCGUCUUCGUCCAGGGCUGGGUCCCAGAACCCAUGCGGCUUCGCACCGGCGCUACCAGCCGCAGAGCCCAUUGGGGCUGACAUUGGGCCGCGUCGCCCUUGACCGCCGACCCGAGCCUCGUACUCCUCUCGAUAAACCGCCCCGAGCGGCCAUUGUUGGCCCGCCAUGUAUCAAACGGGGCAGAAGGACCCUUCGCGGCCCUUCCAGGUGCCUCCGCCGCCGCCGCCCAUGUCGCCGCCGAAUCCCGGGAUGCAGGGCCACAUGAACUUCCCGCCGCCCCCUCCGCUGCCCCGGUACCAGACCGCCCCUCUGAUGCAGCAGGGCAACCCGCUGCCGCCACCUCCCGGGCCUCCCCCGGGCAGCGCCAUGACCCAACAGGCCCCGUGGCAUGGCUCCUGGGGCGUCGCCGCCGCCGCCCGUCCGCAAUACGACAACCGGGGCAAUCACAUGUUCCCCCCGCCACCUCCCCAGCAGUACAACCCCCAGGCCCAUGCGAACGCUAACGGCAUGAUGAUCCCGCCCCCGCCCCCGCAGAGCGAUCUCACCAUGUCUGCUACCUACAUGCCUGGCGGCGACUCGUUUGGAGAGGACGUUGGUAUCCCGGGGCUGGGGGGCUUCCCCGUCGAUGCGCAGGCAUUGGCGGCCAUCCAGUCCAGUUGGCAGACCCCAACGUCGGGGCAGCCGAGUGAUAGUCUGCAAAUACAACAACAGCAGCAACAGCAGCAGCAACAGCUACAGCUCCAGCAGCAACAACAACAGCAGCAGCAGCAGCAGCAGCAGCAGCAGCAGCAGCAGCAGCCGCAGCAACAAUUUUCAAACACGCCGCAGCUGAACAAAUCCCCGGACGAGCAAAAGCUCUACUCAGGCUUAUCUAAUGCAUCAACCAGCACCAACGUGCCGGGUAUUCCGAGCGACAUGACAGCAUCGUGGACUCUCGACCGCGUCCUGGGCUGGCUACAGGUUAAUGACUUUUCCAAGGACUGGCAGGACACGUUCAAAGCCCUCAACAUCCACGGGGCCCAGUUUCUUGAGCUCGGGAGCGGCCAUGGUGGGCGUGGGAACUUUGGCAUGAUGCAUCAGCAAGUCUACCCAAACCUCGCCAAGGUCUGUACGGCCAGUGGCACGGGCUGGGACCAGCCACGAGAGCGUGAGGAGGGCAAGCGGAUGAGGCGCCUGAUCCGCAACUUGGUUCAGAUGCGCGCCACUCCCGAGACUUCGCGAAUGCCCGGUCGCCAGGAGUCGGGCUCUAUGCGCCUUGAUGUCAAUGGCGGGGGGACGGAUGGCAGCGACUCGCCGAAUACUCCUAUCAUCAAAGCUCCAGGCCCAGGCUUCUCGGGCCGACGGUUUUCACAGACUAGAUCCACCACGAUGCCCACGUCCAGCGGCAACACCGCAGGUAUGGAUGCUAAUCACAGAGCAAUGCUGAAAAAUAUCGAUGUGGAUGGAAGUCGGCGCAACAGCCCAGGACUCAACGGGCAGAGCCCGAACGGCAGCCCGAACCUCGGCUUCGCGUCCUCGACGCCAAAUCUGCCGGCCUUGUCGGUCUCCCCCAGCAGCACUCGGUUCGGGCACCGCUCCAGGAAUAGCACCGAGUCUGUGUCUUCCAGCGCAGCCAUCUAUGGUUCGGGCGUGCCUGUCGAAGCCACUAAUAUAAUGCGCAAUGGAAACAUUGACGAGCUGCUAAACACCAGCCGCCGCCAGGGCCAGGAUGGAAAUCGGCCAUCACCCCAGGAGCCUGGGGAUAGGUCAGCCGGCGCCGACACACCACACAGCGCCAAGGACGGGAAGCACAUGUUCUCCUUCUUAUCCAGGAAAAAGAGACAAAACCACGACGGCUCAUUCCCUUCGCCCGAGGACAUGGAUUCACCUACCAGCCCCAACCUCAGUAUCAAGCAUCCUGGCAAAUGGAACAACUCCAGCGACAUGUCGCUCGAUCAGCGCCCAAGCUCCAGUUUCGCCCAGCAGCCGCCACCGCACGCGCCAUCUUUCCUCCAGUUCAAGAAGCCCGGCAACAGGAUCUUUGCUCUGGCGACGGUCGACUACUGGAACUACCGUAUGAUUGACGUGUCGGAUGUGGAUACUGCCUUCGACCUGAGGUCACUGAUAAACGUGAAUCUUGGCAUUCCGGACGAGGACGGGGUCGAGAUCCACCUCACGGAGCUGGGAAAAUCGGAUCACAACCAACCCCUGACUGAUGACAAGCUGAUGACCAACAUGAGAAUGAAGGCCGACUCUGACGGCACCCUGAAACUUUUCAUCAGGGGCCCUACAUUCGCAACCCCGGCGCUGUCUCAGCGCUCGACGCUGUCGCCGUGGGCUAUGCCCUCGAGUGUUCCUGUCGAUGAGGACGGAUACGGACAGGCGGAUGGCCAGCGGCCGAGAUCCAGUUCGUCGCCGCCGACAUCACGGCACAACACCAUAAGCGGUGGGGGCUCCGACUCCAGCGAAGCCCUGGCGGCGGCCGCAGAGAAGUACCAAGCCGAGGUGCAAAGGAAACAGCAGGAAUACUUGGAGAAACGAAGGAAUGUUGACUUUGACCAACGCCGUGACUCUCCCUACGAGGAUAAAAGUCCCGAGAAGCUCUUCCCUCAGCGCAAGGCGCCCGCACCGCCGGGAGACCCCUCGGCGACUCUCCUCAAAGCCAAUUCGCUCAGCAGGAAGACGGGGCAGAGGAUGCACUCGGUGCAUGGGAGCCAUGAUGGGUAUCCGACCCCACGCAGACCUUCGACGUCUACGAACAUGUCGGCGUCGGGGGCGCCGGGCGUCUCCCCUGCCACGUCGCCAUCGGAGAUGUCGGAGAUGGGUCGCAAGAGGUCGCCAAUGACAUCAGGACAGCCAUCGGGCGGCAUCGCCUCGGCAUUAGUCGACAUGGGAAGGGGGCUGGGUGGAAUCGGCCACCCUACCAGGGGACCAGCAAAGAACAGCAGCGGCCGCGCGCUGUCUCCCAACCGCAUCGCAUCGGCACCAGGGCCUGGUGGUGGAGAUUCUCGAGCUUCCUUUGCGCGUUCCUCUUCUCCGGGAGACCUCAGCCCCGGAUCAAGGCCCUCGGCCAACUUCGCCGCGGACCCGCCGACGCCUCGCGGGGCCCGCGCGCCGUCCACACGCGCCCCGGUGUCGGCUCCUCAUCCGGCGUCAUCGUCUCCGGCCUCAAGGAGAAAGUCCCACGGACCCGACGUCGACUUUACCGAUACCGACGUCAGCUUCACUCGGCCGACCCCAUCCUCGAGCUCACAGAACCACGCGCAACCGGACGACAAUUCUGACGACGAUUCCGACGACGGCCUCUUUGCCAUCCCCAUCUCCCAGCCCGUCGAGCCAACCAAGAGCAAGCGGAAGACACGGAACUCAGUCGCGUUCCUCGAUUCCGACUCGGGAGAGGACGGAAGCGCACUUGGUAAGCGGCCCAGCCUGACGGUAAACACCAGCAAGAGCCGGAAGCACCUUUCCGUCUCCUUCACGUCGCCAAAGUCUGCUGCCGGCCAAGACAGGGACGAUGACAGGGCAGGGAGGAACUCCAAGUGGGAGGCGGAGGAGGGCGGUGGGCUCAGCCGGCGCAAGUCGUUCAAGAUGGACGUCUGGGCAAAUCGCCCGCCUGCCGAGGCGCUUAUCAACAACCUGGAGGACUUCUUCCCGGGCAUGGACGUGGACCAGCCGGUGCUCGAGGAGGGCGAGGCGGAUGCGGACCAGGACGCGGCACCCGUUGCACCCUCACCCAUCAUUGAAGUGGACGAGUCGCAGUCGCCCAAUAUGGCGUCGCAGCAGACCCGCCACGGCAACCUGGCAGCUCUCCCCACCUCCAGGGUGCCGUCCAUGUACAGCGAGAGCGACACUCUGGGAUCGGACGAGUCGACGCUCAAGGCUUUGGAACGGCCGGCGAGCUACCAGAACCUGGCGCAGCGCAGCGUGCGGCGAUCUGGUGGGCUGGGACGGAUGAAGUCGAUCCGCGAGAAGGCUAGGGGCGCUCACGAGGCGAACAAACGGUUCACGCAGACGUCGCAGGCGAUGCUGGGGUCCUCGUCGGCGGCGGCGGGUCAGGCCAGCGCUGGCGGAGGGUCGUCGACGCUGUUGCGACGCAAGUCGACCAAGAUGUUCAACGCCAACAUUGUGCAGAUCCGGCCGACGCGGGACUCGAUGCUGGUGCCCGAGAUACCGCAGGACACGCUCUCGCGCGCGCCCAAGCGGCAGACGACGUUCCGGUGGUUCAAGGGCCAGCUGAUCGGCAAGGGAACGUACGGCCGUGUGUACCUCGGUAUGAACGCGACGACGGGCGAGUUCCUGGCUGUGAAGGAGGUCGAGGUGAACCCCAAGGCGGCGGCGGGCGACAAGAAGCGCAUGAAGGAGCUGGUGGCGGCGCUGGACCAGGAGAUCGACACGAUGCAGCACCUGGACCACGUCAACAUUGUGCAGUACCUGGGAUGCGAGCGCAAGGAGACGAGUAUCUCAAUCUUCCUCGAGUACAUUUCGGGUGGCUCCAUCGGCUCGUGUCUGCGCAAGAACGGCAAGUUCGAGGAGGCAGUGGUGCAGUCGCUGACGCGGCAGACGCUGUCGGGGCUGGCAUACCUGCACCGCGAGGGCAUCCUGCACCGAGACCUCAAGGCCGACAACAUCCUGCUCGACGUCGACGGCACCGCCAAGAUCUCCGACUUUGGCAUCUCCAAGAAGACAGACAACAUCUACGGUAACGACAAGACCAACUCGAUGCAGGGCUCCGUCUUCUGGAUGGCGCCCGAGGUCAUCCGGUCCGAGGGCGCGGGCUACUCGGCCAAGGUGGAUAUCUGGUCGCUCGGCUGCGUCGUGCUCGAGAUGUUUGCGGGUCGCCGUCCGUGGGCCAAGGAGGAGGCCGUCGGUGCCAUCUACAAGAUCGCCAACGGCGAGAUCCCGCCCAUUCCCGAGGACGUUCAGCACACCAUUGGCCCCACUGCCGUCGCCUUUAUGUACGACUGCUUCACAGUAAACCCCGACGAGCGACCCACGGCGAACCGACUGCUUUCGCAACAUCCCUUCUGCGAGCUGGACCCCAACUACAACUUCCUCGACUCGGAACUCUACGCCAAGAUCAGGGGGACGUACUGAUUCGAUCCAGGCCGCGUCGCAAACGAAUUCCCUCCCAUAUGAGACCAUCUACGCAACAUCUUGACUACCCUAAUGGUGUGCGCGCACAUGGUGAAUUUCGCUGCCGCAGCCCGAAGAAGAGGGAUUUGCACCGUAUCUCACCUGUAACAAGGACACUACAGUGUCCCCUAGUGACUCCUGGGACUACUCUUCUUUUUACCAUACUCUUACUACUGCCACAUAUUUCUAUUACUAGAUACUGCUCAAGACAGUCUGGGUUCAUGUCUUGUGCUGUUCAAGAUGGCCGGAUUCAUUUCAAGGAGACACGGGAAAAUUGGACGAGCACGCGGGCCACAUUUCAUCACCAUGAAGCGAAUUCAACGCCGCAUCUUUGCAGACAUGCCUUGUCGAGCCAUAGCGUUGCUGUUUUGCUAUUGUCUAAACCCAAAGUUUUUGGAAACGUUCUGGAUUUUCCACGUUUGUAGUGACUGUCCUAUUUACAAAAUCAUUAUCGCGCCG
Molecule: messenger RNA, 6107 nt
Organism: Gaeumannomyces tritici R3-111a-1
Lineage: Eukaryota; Fungi; Ascomycota; Sordariomycetes; Magnaporthales; Magnaporthaceae
Product: STE/STE11 protein kinase
Exons: 5
Coding region: 702-5609 (1635 amino acids)
Biological process (GO): protein phosphorylation
Molecular function (GO): protein kinase activity; ATP binding
Source: RefSeq, a predicted model, not a curated record